AUGAUUAAAAACUACCCUAGUCGAGAAUCCCGACAAAACUCCCACGGGACUCCUGUCUUGGGAUCCUGCGGCAGUCAGAUAACAAAUAUUUUUAUCAGUCUAACUGAAAUGUCUGUUUCUGAUACAAAUGAACGUCGAUAUUGCGAUUUCUAUGUGGGUAAUCUUGAUAAUUAUAUCGAUGAUAAAACUAUUUUAUCUUAUUUUUCAAAAUUUGGCGACAUAAUUGGCUGUAAUGUGUUUCAAAAAAGUUUCAAACGAUGUUGUUUUGCAUUUCUUACAUGUUCUAAAUCAAAUAUGGUUGAUAAUAUAAUGAAACAUCGACCUCAUUUAAUGACGUUUCGAGAUGAAAGACGACGUUUGUUUGUUAAACGAACAAUUCCAAGAGAACGUCCUGAAAUUGAACGUAUUGCAUCUGUUAAUCAAUUGAUUAUUUGUUUAAAUAAAAAUGAUAGUGAUUUUAAUCAAGAAAAUAUUUGUAAAUAUUUUAGACAGUAUGGUACAAUUACUGAUUGUAAAUUAAUAAGACAAAAUAACUACAAUAAAACUUAUUGUUUAUUAGAAUUCGAUGACUACGAUCCUAUAGAUUGUGCCAUUUUGGAUUUGCCCCAUUAUUUAAAUGGAAAUGAAUUGAAAGUCGAUAAAUACAUUUCACAAGAAAAAAUUAAAGAAUCCAAAUGGACAAAACCUAUACUUUAUGAAUAUCCUUCUUCAGAAUCUAAUGAACAUAUUAAACGUACGCUACAUUCUCAAAAACAUUUGACUCAUGAAAUCGAUCGUUUAAAAGGAUUAAUCUCAUCACUACGUGUGUCACUCAAAAUAAAAUUAAUAAGUCUAGAAGCUCAAUAUCAAGAUAAAAUAGCAAAACUUGGAGAUCAAAAGUUAAAAGAACAGUUUAGCAAUUUAAAACAGAAAGUUGAUGCAUUAGAAGAUAACAACAAAAAUUUAAAAUCUAUAAUUCAAAAAACAGAAUUGGAAAAUUCCAUACUUGAACCAGAUUAUAUUGAACAAUUACAAUAUGAAAAAAUUAAAUUUAACAAUCUAAAAACAAAGUAUAAUGAUUUAUUGCAGUUUCGUGAACAAAAGAGCAUUAAUCAGUUAAAAAAUCUAUAA
Messenger RNA from Didymodactylos carnosus, 1110 nucleotides. The record is from the annotation of a GenBank genome assembly. Lineage: Eukaryota; Metazoa; Rotifera; Eurotatoria; Philodinida; Philodinidae.